Trifolium pratense (red clover) is the source of this 2138-nucleotide messenger RNA. Its product is annotated as protein NRT1/ PTR FAMILY 8.2-like. Gene Ontology annotation, molecular function: transmembrane transporter activity. The transcript is spliced from 5 exons. Gene Ontology annotation, cellular component: membrane. Bases 250 to 1956 code for a protein of 568 amino acids. NCBI's taxonomy places the organism in Eukaryota, Viridiplantae, Streptophyta, Magnoliopsida, Fabales, Fabaceae. The record is from RefSeq and is a predicted model, not a curated record. Gene Ontology annotation, biological process: oligopeptide transport; transmembrane transport.
AAGAAAAAAGCUAAUUCAAAUUCUGCCAAAAAAAAAAAAAGCUAAUUCAAAUAGCUUUAUCCAAAAAAUGAAAAGCUUAAUUCAAAGAAAAUAUAUAUAACACUGUAAACUACAAUAUUACUAGUAUUUCACAAACUUUUGUACUUAUUUUGAACAAUAGCUUCUCACAAGUUGAAAUAGGAAGAUUAAGUGAAGAGAUAAUUUUGACUAGAAUUAGAAUCCAUACGUUUCACGGGAAAAGAAAUAGAAAUGGAUUUGAGUUACUUGGUAAGCGAUGAUCGCGUGGAUAGGCAUGGUAAGAUUGCUGAUAAACGAACAACAGGAGGAUGGAAGGCAGCUCCGUAUAUCAUAAUGAACGAGGUGAUAGAGAGGUUGGCGUUCUUUGCAAUUCUAGUGAACAUAGCGCAUUACUUGGUAAAACAAAUGCAUCAAACGAUUCCAGAUGCUAAUACUCAUGUCACUGACUGGAUUGGAGCUGCUUAUGUCCUCACUCUCUUUGGAGCUUUUCUAGCAGAUGCUUACUUGGGUCGCUUCAGAACCAUCGUUGUUUUCUCUGCCAUCUAUGCUGUGGGGAUGGUUUUGCUCACAAUUUCGGCCUCCUUCCACACAUUGCGCCCGCAACCGGGCAAGGAAGCAAGCAAUUACCAAAUAUCAUUGUUGUAUGGUGCACUUGGCCUCAUUGCCUUGGGUACAGGAGGAAUAAAACCUUGUGUGUCCUCCUUUGGUGCAGACCAAUUUGAUGAGGGAGAUGAAAAAGAACUACAAAAGAAAUAUGCAUUCUUCAAUUGGUUUUUCUUUGCCAUCACCAUGGGUGCAGUUCUUGGAAAAACCCUAUUGGUUUAUAUACAAGAAAAAGUAGGGUGGGGUGUGGGUUUUUUAAUACCAACAGCUACUACGAUAUUGUCUAUUAUUGUCCUAGUUGCUGGUGUUCCGCAUUAUCGUUUUCAAAAGCCAAUGGGAAGCCCUUUCACUAGGUUUUUUCAGGUUAUCGUAGCCUCUAUCAAGAAACAUCGGAGAGGAGUCUCAGUAGAUAAUGAAACUCCUCUCUACGAGGUUGAAACCACUUACUCUGACAUUAUUGGCGCACGCAAGCUUCGUCACACUAGACAAUACAGGUUUUUUGAUAAAGCAGCAGUUAUCACAGAAAAAGACACAAUUAGCAACAGAUGGUCUGUAUGCACAGUUACUCAGGUUGAAGAAUUCAAAUCCUUCAUUAAUGUCCUUCCGGUAUGGGCAUCGACCAUAGCUCUUUAUAUUUCUGCGGCUCAAAUGACAACCUACUUUCUAAGUCAAGCCAAACUCAUGAACCGAAAACUAGGAAACCACUUUGAAAUCCCACCAGGCUCAGUUGCCGUCUUUACUUCCAUCAACGGUGUCAUGCUUGUACCCAUCUAUGAAAAAAUCAUAAUCCCAAUUCUUCGAAAAUUCACUGGCCACCACCGCGGCAUCACAUCUCUACAACGGAUGGGAGUUGGACUUUUCAUCUCAAUCAUCGCUAUGACUUCAGCUGCAUUGGUUGAACAGACAAGACGCGAACACUAUCCAGAAACAAACAGCAUGAGUGUAUUUUGGUUGUUGCCUCAAUUCUUUCUAAUAGGUACUGCUGAAGUUUUUACUUAUGUAGGACAAUUGGAGUUUUUCUACGAUGAGGCAACAGACGGAACAAAAAGUAUUAGUAGUGCUGUGUUUUUGUCCGAGGUUGGAAUUGGAAGUUGGUUGAGUACUGCAUUGGUGAAGAUUGUUAUAGCUGCGACCGGGGGACAACAAAAAGGGUGGUUAAGGAGUGAUAAUCUUAAUUAUAGCAGGUUGGAUUGGUUCUAUUGGAUUCUAACAUGUCUCAAUGCUAUCAAUUUCUUGGUUUAUUUGUUGGUGGCUAAAUGUCACAAAGGGAAAGAAUUGGCUGCGAGAGACGAGAAAAUGGUUGAAUUAAGCCAAGGCCAACAUACACAACCGUGACAAUAGAACAAUUUCUUCUUCUUAAUCUAUUAUAUUAUGCAAAAUUAUAUACAGUAGAACAAUUUCUUGUCAGUUAUAUGUGUGAUGCUUGGAAUUGAUAACAUCAUAAACUUGUCCAUCAUACCCUUCUUAUGCAUCAAAAUGCUUGAUAUUUUAGGGAACAUUUGAAAAAUCUUAUUCUU